UGUGCCUUGGCAGCAGUCGGACGGGCGCUUCCCCGCAGGUUGGUGCGCUCCUCUCCGGAGCCGUCCAGGGAGCCGCGGCUCGCUCCGCACCCCGGGCAGCGCCGGCGGCGGGGAGGCGGGGGGGUGCGCUACAGCCGGGGAGGCAGGAGCCGCCGCAGGACCCCCCAGGAGCGGUGGCUGCCGACGCCUCUCCCGCCGGCUCCUCGCAGGAAGGCACCGCCCGGGCCGCCCCAGGCGGGCGGCGCGGCCCCUGGCCCGGCCCGGCUCCCCACCAUGCUGGACGGGCUGAAGAUGGAGGAGAGUUUGCAGAGCGCCCUGGACCCCGCGACCCCCUUCUCCUCCUUGCUGGGCAGAGCCGCGACCCCCAAGUCGGUGUGCGAAGGGUGCCAGCGAGUGAUUUUGGACCGGUUCUUGCUGCGCCUGAACGACAGCCUGUGGCAUGAGCAGUGCGUCCAGUGCGCGUCCUGCAAGGAGCCCCUGCAGACCACCUGCUUCUACCGCGACAAGAAGCUCUACUGCAAGCUGGACUAUGAGAAGCUGUUCGCGGUGAAGUGUGCGGGCUGCCUGGAGGCCAUCGCGCCCAGCGAGCUGGUGAUGCGCGCCCAGAAGAGCGUCUACCACCUGCACUGCUUCUGCUGCUGCGUCUGCGAGCGGCGCCUGCAGAAGGGCGACGAGUUCGUGCUGAAGGAGGGGCAGCUCCUCUGUAAGGGCGACUACGAGAAGGAGCGGGAGCUGCUGAGCUUGGUGAGCCCGGCUCUGUCGGAUUCUGGCAAAAGUGAUGAUGAGGACAGCAUCUGCAAGCUGGGCCAGGCCUCGGGGAAGGGUGCUGAGGACGGGAAGGAUCACAAACGACCCAAGAGGCCGCGGACCAUCCUGACCACGCAGCAGCGCAGGGCGUUCAAGGCGUCGUUUGAGGUCUCCUCCAAGCCCUGCAGGAAGGUGCGGGAGACGCUGGCGGCAGAGACGGGGCUGAGUGUCCGUGUGGUGCAGGUCUGGUUCCAGAACCAGCGAGCAAAGAUGAAGAAGCUCGCCAGGAGGCAGCAGCAGCAGCAGCAGGACCAGCAGAACACACAGCGCCUGAGCUCAGGUACCUCCCUCACAAUUUGGGUUUCCCCAUCUCCCAGCCCUCUCCAGGCUUCCCAGCGGAGCUCAGCCACCCAAAAAGCAGCAGCCAAUGACUUGAUCUCAUCUUGCUCUUGUCUUGCAGCCCAGACGAACGGCGGUGGCGGCGGCACGGGGCUGGAGGGGAUGCUGAACCCCUACACCGCGCUGCCCCCGCCGCAGCAGCUGCUGGGCAUGGAGCAGAGUGUCUACGGCUCUGACCCUUUCCGGCAAGGGCUCACCCCGCCCCAGAUGCCCGGAGACCACAUGCACCCCUAUGGUGCCGAGCCCCUCUUCCACGACCUGGACAGCGACGAUACCUCACUGAGCAACCUGGGGGACUGCUUCCUCGGCUCAGCAGAUGCAGGGCCACUCCAGGCACGAGUGGGAAACCCCAUUGACCACCUGUACUCCAUGCAGAACUCCUACUUCACCUCCUGAGCCCAGCGUGGUCCCCCCAGGAGGGGCCGCAGAGCUCCCGGGGUCGGGAGGGAGGGGAGCACCUCUGCUGGGAUGCCGUCAAAUAAUGUUGUAGCUUGGGAUUCCCAAGGAGCGAGUUAAGUUAUGGGUUGCAUAGUUUCAUGUUUCUCUUAGGAGCCUAGGAUUAGGGAAAGGAGUGAUUUUUGCAGCUGGCUGGUGGAUUUUCAAAUUUCAGAUGGGGACAUGAAUUUCUCGUUUUGUCAGGGGGAGGGGGAUUCUCCUGUAGGAGCAUCCCAGCGCUGUAUCCCACCUUUAGAAAGAGAAAACUGCUGAUCUUCAUGGGGAAAGCCUGCAGCAUCAGCUGGGCUUUGAAAUCUGAAAUGCUGACAUCGCUCUGGGGAAACACGAUGGGAAAAUAUCGCUGCAGGGUUUGGAUUUUUCCCCUCUGUUCCCUCAACCAGUUUGAGUGCCCGCUGCUUAAAUGUAGGGACUUUUAAGCUAGAUGUUCCCAUGCGAAUAUAGAAAGCUAGAAACCCCUAGCAUUGUCCCUGUCCCCGAGGACGGGGCUGUGUGUGUGGAUGUGUGUGUGUGUGGGCACGCGCGUGUGUGCGUGCAGAGCCGUGUGGCUGGGAGUGUUGCACUGCACGGCCACACCUGCCAGAUUGUAUCAACAAAAAGUUUAUUUCUAAGUCUAUCAGAAAUUUACUGUACAGCAAAAGUAACUUUAUUUUCAGUGUGAACCAUAUUUAAGGAAAUACUCAAUGCACUUAAGUUAUAAGAGGAAAUAAUUUUACUUUUUAUAAACGUUAUGUUUAGGUUGCAAAAGCCCAGUGGCAGGGAAGGAACAUCAGUUCAUUUCAGGCAACAAGUUUGGGUUUUGGGGUUGGUUAUUUUCGAUGUUCUCAGGUUGCCCCACUGGUUUCGAGGUGCAGUUGAAACACAGAGCAGAGCUGGGUCCAGAAACCUGCUUAUUGCCAGCAGAUUGAUGGGGGCAGCGUGGUGGCCAGGUCCUGUCCCCACUGCUGGACGUGUCCAGGAGGUCAGUGUGGUGUGGAUGUGCUGGAGCUGCUGGACAUCCCAGCCCAUCGGGGCUCAGCCGUGCUUCUCCACAUCACCUUUUCCUUCCCCAGCAGGUCCCAGCCUGCCUCCACCAGCGACCCCAUCCCACAUCCUCCAAUCUGGGUGCUAGGCCAGUGUGAGCUGGUGUCCUGGCACUGGGAAACGCUGCAGCCCAAGUCCCCACCCCUCAGGGGAAGCAGAAAGGAGGGACAGCCCUGCCUUUCCCACCCCGUGCUCGGCUUCACCCCUGCCAGACCUGUGGGAAUCUGGGGGAAGUUCUCCUUGGGGUGGAGCCUUCAGGUGGCCCUCACCUCAUCCCCACUCUCGUUUUCAUGCGUUGUGUCCUUUUGUGCUGCUGUUCACAAACGAUGUAAGCAACGACCCGUAGAGACGUGCAAGUGACUGUGAGGCUCAAAACACUGGCUGGUCGCCGCCGUCCGGCCUGACACUGAAUGUAGCAGGGUCUGGAGAUGGCUGACCCGGCGGGAGAUUGCUGACAGCACUGUCAGAAAUCAUGCACCGAGAUGAAAUUAAAAAAGACAAAAAAAAAAAAUCUCUGUUAAAGGAAAAAAAGAAGAAAAAAAAAAAAAAAAAAAGGCCUGGUGUUUUCUUGCGUGGUUGUGUCCUCUUGAUUGGGAGAGGGAAGGGUUUGAGGUGUCUCCAAAGGAAGCAAGGUCUUGUGUAGGGUGUAGUGAGAAGGUUUUGCUUGAUGGGUUUUCGAUAUCAAAUAUUCACAGAAUCACAGACCCCAUCAUGGUGUGAGUUGGAAGGGACUUAAAAGACCAUCCAGUUCCAGCCCCCUGCCAUGGGCAGGGACACCUUCUACCAUCCCAUGUUGCUCCAAGCCGCAUCCAGCCUGGCCUUGAACACUUCCAGGGUUGGGGCAUCUGCAGCAUCUCUGGGCAACCUGUGCCAGGACCUCAUCAUAUUCUGUGGUCUGGGGCUAAACUGGCCCUUGGAGUGUCCUCUGUGGCCAACAGACAGAGGUUGGUGGGUCUGGAAGGUGAGACAGCUGUCCCUGACUCCCACCCAAGGUGGCAGAAAGGGGUUUGCUGGGGGUCUUCACCAAGCUCUCACCUGCACUAGCACUUUGUGAACCCCAGCCCUCCACGUUAGGACCAUGAGCAACUCCGUGUUAGGACUGCCUUAAAGGUAUGGGUGGGUGUUUCCCAAAAGAAAUUGCUCUUGCCACAGCUCCCAGACACAGAGAGGCUCCACAAAUAUGCCAGCAAAUGGGGAUCCACAGCUCAUUUUCUGAGUUGUUCAAAACAAGGUGCGCUCUUUCCUGCCCACCCUCAGUCCCUGCUCUGCAGCUCCUGUGCUAGGCAAUGUUUUCUAAUUCCAACCUGCAAAACCAAAAAAAAAUUCUGAAAUGGCAUGACUGUAAGAAGAGAACUUGUCAUUUUUAUUUCCCAAGUUGUGAAAUAAAGAGCAGCCCAAGAAAUGCCUGGAUGCCUGGGUUGGUUUGGGGUUUUGCUCUGUCUCAAGACAGCAGCAGGGUAAAAGGUUCUUACUUGUCUUCUGGUGGACAAGUUGGGGACAUUACGGCUUGAGGUUACUCUAACACCAGGCUUGGUGGUCUUGGAGAAAUACUUGGCUGGUGCUAUGCUGAAAAGAGGGCAGAUUUGGAUUGUAGAGGGUGUGGAGGAGCUGCUGUGGCCCAUGAAACCAGCAUGAUUUGUAGGAUCAGCUCUAGGCAAUGGCUGGGUUAACACCACCCAGGCUUGCAACGUAAAAAUAAGUUUCCCUUAAUGGUUCUUAAAACUGCCUCAAAAAUUCCUCUCACUUGGAUGCUUCUUAAAACGUCAUGUUUAAAUUUGUGGGAUUUUGUUAUUAAUGUUUUAUAGAUAAAAUGUUUGUCUUCCCACCUACAGCUAUUUCCUGUUUGAAAAAUGCUCAGGUGCAUCAGUCUGGUUUUUCAUCAGCCCAGGUGCCAAUUUACACCUGUUAAAUUGCUUCCCCCAAAUAAAAACCCCCAUGUCAUACAGACUGGUUGCCUACUUUUAAAAUCUUGCAAAAAUGUAAUCACAACCUAUAAUAACAGUCUCUUGAUGCAAACGUGGGUAUGAGUAUAAAAUUGUCACAUAGAGCAUGUAAUUUUGGGAAAGGAUUAGAAUUAUGGA
Messenger RNA from Motacilla alba alba, 4703 nucleotides. It is a transcript of the gene LMX1A, whose product is annotated as LIM homeobox transcription factor 1 alpha. Gene Ontology annotation, biological process: regulation of transcription by RNA polymerase II; neuron differentiation. Gene Ontology annotation, molecular function: DNA-binding transcription factor activity, RNA polymerase II-specific; RNA polymerase II transcription regulatory region sequence-specific DNA binding. The coding region runs from base 274 to 1542 and encodes 422 amino acids. Gene Ontology annotation, cellular component: nucleus. The record is from RefSeq and is a predicted model, not a curated record. NCBI's taxonomy places the organism in Eukaryota, Metazoa, Chordata, Aves, Passeriformes, Motacillidae. The transcript is spliced from 8 exons.